UGUAAGGAAUGUCAUUUUAGACGUUAAUUUCUUUUCCGUGGUCGUCGCAUUUGGCAUUUUUUAUUUAACAAUUUAUCUUAGAAUAUUUUAUUUUCUAAUUAGUUGUUUAUUUGAUAAAGCCAUUCUGUGAGCAAAUUACAAAAAUGGAAACUACACUUACAACAUUCCCUGAGAAGGAUAUGUGUCCUGUGAUCACGGAAGAACUCGGCGCUUUCAUAAGAGCCACAAGAGAUGCAAAGAAAGUGGCACCGAAGACAGAAGAGCCGAAACCAGAAGAGCCCAAGCCAACGAAAGAAGAACAGAUAUCACAAGAGGAUGCGCAAGCUAAAGCUGAGAAGAAACAUGCGAUGGAGGCACGGUACAGGGAGCUACCACAGCCUCCCCCGUCACGACCGCAGGACGAAGGACCCUCUAGAAAAGAGUUGCUCGGCCAGGAAUUAUCAGCCUUGAAACCUGGGCCUGACGGCAAAGUUGACUGGACACCACUCGCAGAGCUCUCAGGCACUAGACCAUCGGUAAACAAAUAUUCUAUCAGUAGAUACUCUCUGGAAGAAUGGAGAAAGCACAAUGAUAAAGUAUUGAGUAAAGAAACUAUUAAUGAGUCUAAUAUUAUCGACUACAAUGCUAAGACGUCUAUGAUGCAAGCUUUCGGUACCAUCGAUAAACAACAGUUAGAAAACAACAAUAGGCUCAAACAAAAAGCCAAAGAUAUUUAUCGAUGGAAGGUUGAGGUAGAACGAGCAUGCAAAAUGAUAUCUGACGAAGUCGAAUUGCUAGAAAUUGAAAGGCAACGUCUUAAAGGCGCAUCCAGGGUGUUGAUGCUUCCCGAAUCAAUUUCAAGACAGUGCCUAGAAAUGCGUUCCUAUCGAUCGGAACCAGACCUUGUCGCUGAUCUCGCUGAUGAACAGCUGGUCAAAGAAAUGAAACUUGUUACUGAAGUCAGAGAAACUUUGCAGACAACAUUGAACAAAAUAGAAGAACAAAUGAAGGUAAACAAGGCAGCAAAGCACAGGAUUGAAUUCGACUGGUGUGACAAGACUAUGGCUUACAAUGCAGAUACUAUAAACUUGAGCCUUAAUGCGAAAUCCAACACUCUGUUGUUUAGACCUGGAGCUACAAGAUUCGGUGACUUCACCGCACCUCUAGAGUACUGGGAGUUCUUCUGCAGAGAAACUAUCGAAAACAUAGAAACUGUACGGCAGAAGUCCGUUGACCUUAGAAGUAGCUUGAAUGCUAUUUUAAUAAAUAACGGACGAAAAUUACGCAUGCAAGCAGACAAAACUGAUGUCGCGUUAGCUGAAACAGUUGCUCUUACUACGGAACUAUGUACGAAACUAAAGGAAAACUUAAUAGCUACAUUGCAGAAAAUCGCUGACAUGGAGCUUUUGAUACAAGAACUUCAAGAUGCGGUUAAGAAAACUGAUGCAGCUAUGAAACUAGCUCAGACGAGGUUAGACAACAGGAAUAAUUGGAGACCGCAUGGGGAGAAUGUGAGGGACCAAGCGCAUCUUGGAUUGAUCGAGGAGGUAAAGAAAAUUCACGAGACUGUCACAUCGCUGCUGGGACAGAUAAGAAAUGCUGAGAGAGUGCGACAAGAUCUGAUAGCUAAGAGAAAAGAGUUGGAGAAAGAUAUCGCAUCUAAAAACGAGACUCUCAUCAUAGAUAGAGAGAGGUGCGGGAAGGUUCGAUCUCAUUAUCCAUCUGCUUCAGAAUUGGCUGGAUUUUAAUGUUAAUUCAGAUUUUUUUUCUUGUUUUGAUCUUGGAUUGCUUGUCUUUGUUAUUUGAUAGAAAAUUUUAGAAUGUAUUGGUUAUAAUAUAAUUUAUUC
This is a messenger RNA of Helicoverpa armigera (cotton bollworm), 1826 nucleotides long. RefSeq names its product tektin-4. Gene Ontology annotation, cellular component: nucleus; microtubule cytoskeleton. The record is from RefSeq and is a predicted model, not a curated record. Gene Ontology annotation, biological process: cilium assembly; cilium movement involved in cell motility. The coding region runs from base 144 to 1727 and encodes 527 amino acids. The transcript has a single exon. Lineage: Eukaryota; Metazoa; Arthropoda; Insecta; Lepidoptera; Noctuidae.